Messenger RNA from Alligator sinensis (Chinese alligator), 4006 nucleotides. RefSeq names its product SEH1 like nucleoporin (gene SEH1L). Gene Ontology annotation, cellular component: Seh1-associated complex; nuclear pore outer ring. Gene Ontology annotation, biological process: cellular response to amino acid starvation; positive regulation of TORC1 signaling. The record is from RefSeq and is a predicted model, not a curated record. NCBI's taxonomy places the organism in Eukaryota, Metazoa, Chordata, Crocodylia, Alligatoridae. Gene Ontology annotation, molecular function: structural molecule activity; protein binding. The annotation marks the transcript as partial. The transcript is spliced from 9 exons.
GGGCCGCCGGGGCCUGGGGCUUCCACUGCGGGGCCGAGCCGUAGCCCUUCCUUUGGGGCGCUGCGGAAGCCGUUUACGGUCUGGGACAAAAGUGAAAAUGGGGAUUGGCACUGUACUGCCAGCUGGAAGACGCACAGUGGGUCUGUCUGGCGAGUGACCUGGGCUCAUCCUGAAUUUGGACAGGUCCUGGCUUCUUGCUCUUUUGACAGAACUGCUGCUGUGUGGGAAGAGAUAGUGGGAGAGUCGAAUGAUAAACUCCGAGGGCAGAGUCACUGGGUAAAGAGGACCACACUGGUAGACAGUAGAACAUCUGUUACAGAUGUAAAGUUUGCUCCCAAGCAUAUGGGUCUUAUGUUAGCAACCUGUUCAGCAGAUGGAGUAGUGAGGAUAUAUGAAGCCCCAGAUGUUAUGAAUCUCAGUCAGUGGUCACUGCAGCAUGAAAUCUCAUGUAAACUAAGCUGCAGUUGUAUUUCUUGGAAUCCUUCGAGCUCUCGAGCACAUUCUCCAAUGAUAGCUGUUGGAAGUGAUGACAACAGUCCAAAUAUUUUGGCUAAGGUUCAGAUUUAUGAAUAUAAUGAGAACACCAGGAAGUAUGCAAAAGCAGAAGCUCUCAUGACAGUCACUGAUCCUGUGCAUGAUAUUGCAUUUGCUCCAAACCUAGGAAGAUCCUUCCAUAUCUUAGCUGUGGCAACCAAAGAUGUACGAAUUUUCACGCUAAAACCUCUAAGGAAAGAACUGACUUCUUCUGGAGGAUUAACAAAAUUUGAAAUUCACAUAGUGGCUCAGUUUGAUAAUCACAACUCCCAGGUCUGGCGAGUGAGCUGGAAUAUUACUGGCACAGUGCUUGCAUCAUCUGGUGAUGAUGGCUGUGUUAGGCUAUGGAAAGCUAAUUACAUGGACAACUGGAAGUGCACUGGCAUUCUGAAAGGUAACGGGAGUCCAGUCAAUGGUAGUUCUCAGCAGGGCAUUUUUAAUGCUUCUUUAGGUUCAGCCAAUACAAGCUUCCAGAAUUCACUAAAUGGAUCAUUUGCUGGCAGGUAUUUCUUUCCCCCUCUGGAUUCCCCACGGGCUGGAUCAAGAUGGUCCAGUCAUGCCCAGCUCCUACCUCCUCCUCCUCUGAUAGAGCACUCUUGCGAUGCUGACACUGCCAACCUCCAGUAUCCUCACCCUCGCAGACGAUAUAUCUCUCGGCCUCUUAACCUUUUACCUGAGAAUGAAGGGGUUUAACAUACGUUGUUUAAAAUAAACUCUAAAGGGCCUAUUCGAUGCUUGUAAAUGCUUACGUUUUCCAGCUGCUUUCAUUUUUCAUUUUUCCUUCUGAAGAUUUUCAAAAUUUGGGGGCUUUUUGCAUGUUUUGCAAAACAAACCACAGUAUUUGGAGUCUUAACGUUUAUGCUUGUGCAUCAAAGGAACACUAGCUUCAUUGUUCCAAUACCCUUUGAAUUAUGACAACACAGUACCAGCAGCAUUAAGUAUGAGACCUAUAUGCAGAGUAGUUGACUUCAAAAUGCCUGUCCCAUAUUUUUUGUACCCAGUUUGUUGUGGUCUUGAGUUUUUUUUCUUUAUUUCUUUUUUUUUUAAUUAAUUUUAUUUUUUGUAUAUCACAUUGAUAUAUGUGAAACGUAUUGUCAGAGUUCAACACGCUCUCAAGAAACUGUUCUGUAACUCAAGGAUCACGUUAGAAGUAACUCCUAAAAUAAACUGUUCCUGUGUAUACUGCAGCAAAAUGGUAAUUCGGAGUGUUUGGUCAUUUGAAGUUUCCACCUCACUGCAUAAGAUUUAAAUAUUUAAUUUUUUAAAAUUAUCAUCAAAUAGAUUAAUAAAAUGUAUUUUAAAAGAUUUGGAUUAUUGUGCUCUCUUUUUAUUUAAUUAAAAGGCACCUAGUAUGAUAUAGGGGCAUGUUAGUCAAGUGUCCCAUCUGUCAUCUUAUUUAGAUUAAGGUGUAUGUGGUGGAUUAAUCUGGAGCUUCAAACAAAAUUUUCCUUAAAAGUUUAGUAUACAAUUUCGGUUAAAUACUUUUCAACUAUUAGGUGUUGAUAUGGAACACAAAACAUCUUGUUUGUAACUGUUAGAGGACUGCUAAAAAGAAAAUUAAAUUAUAUACAGUUUAUUAGCGGUGUGAUAGAAAAGGAGCAGAUAUAUAUAUAUAUAUCUCAUUAUAAUUCAGGUUUGGUGUGAAUUACAUUAAAAGGGGCCUACAAGUAUGAAAGGUCAACAAAAAAGUGUUUUUAGUCACUGUCAAGAGCUUUUAAUCACCUAACAUUUGAUGCUCUUGCCCUUUCUAUUAAAGUAGGAGAUUAAUAAUAUAAGUCUCUGGAGCCAAAGCAGAGAAAUAUAGAAUUGAUAUUCUUAAUCUUGGCUGAAAUGAUUUAGGUGUGGAGAUCUCCCUCCUUGAGCAGGAAGCUUGGAUAGUUGAUCUCCUGAAGUCUCUUUCAGCCCGAUUUUUCUAAGGUCUUAAGGUAAAAAAAUAUGAUGCGUUUGUUUAACAAAGUAGCAUAGCCCUGAUUGCUCAAAUAUAAUUUACAGGUCACUUUGAAAUCUGUAAGAUGGCUGCUAUUCCAACUCCUAUUUUGUCAUGGUGUAGCUUCACAAUUACCUUUGCAUCUGAAUGAAAUAUUUAAAGAUUCUACUUUGAAUCUGCAGGUUUCAGCAUAUCUUUUAACAGUAUACACAACCACAUUUAUUUUGCGUGCCUGAGGCAUCUUUGACAUUUACAAUGAAGAAUUCUGAGUGUAAAAUAUACACUCUGGCUCACUCAGAGCUGAGUAAUACUACAGAGAAAUGUUUAAUGUACAAUUUCUUAGUAAAAAUUCAGAGUGCUCAUUAUAUAAGAAUUACAUGAUUAUGAUGGAAUAAAAUAAAGGUUUUUUGCUUUGCUUUCUUUUAUCCACUCAUCACCAAAACUGGUAAAUCUACAAAAUGAAAUGGCAGAGUAUCCAAUGCUUUGAGAACAUCAGCUGACUUGAGGGUUGCUAGAGAUGCCUUUCAAACCAACUAAUUUUCAGGAGCAAAUUUCCACUGUGACUUUAGUACAGUAUGCCUCUACACUUUUAAAAUGAGUAUACUAAGAGAGGAUAAAUUUGCUGAAGUUGUUUUUCCUAUGAAUUGACAGGACUUUUGCGAAGAUUCAGCAUAUCAACUUAAUGAAACAGUGAUGAGUUACCCCGGUGACUUAUUAACCAGAUUCCACUGUAAUUACAUAUUCACCUUUGCAAAUUGAUUAUAUGUUGAACUAUGAUACCGUAAGGCAGCAGUUCUCAAACUGUGGGUCACAACCCCCACAGGGGUCAGGAGCAACUUUAAAAGGGGGUUGCAAAUCCACGCAGGGGACCCUGUAGCUCGUCGAUCAGCCACCAGGGGGUCAUGGUAUCUCAAAGUUUGAGAACCCCUGCUCUAAGGGUUCCAAGAAACAGAAAGUUUAGAAAAAUGCAAUCUCUACAUGGGGAAGAUGUAGGACUACUAGAACGGUGCUUUCCUCAGUGUAGGAAUGGAAGCAAGGCAGCUCAGCUCCAAUGGCCCUGGCAAGGCUGUAUUGCUCUGCUCUGGCUAGAUAAGCAAAACUAGGUAUCAUCUUGGUUCAGAGAUGAUACCUUUGAUUUGACCAACUAAGAAAUUGCAAAAAAAAAAAAGGGAACCUGUUGCUUCCAUCAUUUUUUGUUCAACUCAGUGUCUGUUCAUCGUAUUCUUUAAGUUAAUGGCAAUUUUAAUUAUUUAUUUCCUUAUAGCUGGCUGCUCUUGCUUUCAGUUAGUAAUUAGUCUAGAACAGUCACUUGAUUUUCCUUCAGGCGUGACAACAUGCUGCUAUCGGGAUCCUGCUAUAUUUUUCAGUCAGUCACCCUUUUUUCCGUAUAGGAAGCUGUGCUGUUUACAUCUCCGGUUCACAUGAACUGCAACAAACACAGAAUCAUCAUAUUAAAAAGGCUGCAUGAUGUUCAUGUAAACAACAAGGACAAAACCUUUAUCUGCAUAAAAUGUCUGAAACACUCAAUUCCAUCAUUUCUUUGAC